GCCAGUACGCCACAUCCUGUACACUGGUUAGUCUUAUGGGCAUCCUGCUUUGAGUGCAGCUGAAGUAUUUUGCAAUACCCUCACUCAUCACCCGUGUGUCCAGACAAGGAAGAGCGGAGAGGGAUAAUCCCGUCCAGAAGACAGGGCCUGCCACGACUCAGGGCUGGCGGUGGGUGCCGCCCGCCCAGCUUUAGAGCCACGACGACCCACAGUCCCUGACAGCCUGGGCUUCAGAUGAAGGUGGGUCAACAAUCAUGAGGUCUUCCUGUCAGGUUUCAUCAAGGCCUAAGGGAUCUGGAUGCAAGUGGAUGGUGCAGGCUGCAGGGCUGGCCGUGUGUCCCCGUCCCACCACCCUCCUGGCCCUCGUGCUCUGUCUCUGCCAGACCAUCUACAUGCAGGAGGGGGUCCUGCCCAAACCCUCCAUCAGGGCCGAGCCGGGCCCUGUGAUCCCGCGGGGACAGCCAGUGACCAUCGUGUGCCAGGGCCCAGCUGGGGCUCAGGUGUUCCGCCUGGAAAAGAAAGAUGGAAGCCUUCUUCACGAGGAUCAACGUGUUUCACAGGAGACACAGGCCAGAUUCCACAUCCCUGCAGUGAGUGAUCACACUGCCAGGCCUUAUUACUGCUCCUAUAGCAAAAACUCCCGCUGGUCUGAGCGCAGUGAGCCCCUGGAGCUGCAGGUGACAGAUGAGGACGUCUCCACUCGGCCCUCAGGGGUCCUGCCCAAACCCUCCAUCUGGGCUGAGCCGGGCCCUGUGAUCCCGCGGGGACAGCCAGUGACCAUCGUGUGCCGGAGCCCAGCUGGGGCUGAGUUGUUCCGCCUGAUAAAGAACGAUGGAAGCCUUCCUUACAAGGAUCAACUUGUUUCACAGAAAACACAGGCCAGAUUCCACAUUCCUGCACUGAGUGAUCACACUGCCGGGUCUUAUUUCUGCCGCUAUUACAAUAAGUCCCGCUGGUCUGAGGACAGUGAGCCCCUGGAGCUGCAGGUGACAGAUGAGGACGUCUCCACUCGGCCCUCAGGUUUGUCCCAGGUCCCUGCACCCAGUUCCCAGCUGCGUCUCUGUCCUCAGGCUCCCUGCCCCCCUGCAGACCCUCAGCCCUGUGGCCCCUGCCCCUCUGCACACAUGACCCUCGACCUUCACACCUGGCUCAGGGCCCUGGAGCCCUGGUCCCAUCUGGACAGCUGGACCCCACGGCGGCCUGGACACUGAGCCCCAGCAUCACAGUGGGCACAGAGCUGGCCCUGCUGGGCUGGGUGGGGAGUGGCCUUCCAGAGACCAGCUGGGGACAGACCCCCUUCAGGGGGACAUGUGUCCUUUCCCUCAGGAUGGUGUUAAACCUUCCUUUCCACUGGGCCAGACCCUGUGGCCCAGGCGAUGUGUGCCCUGGGGUCCACCCUCCACUGGGCAAGUCACGUGGUCCACGGGCCUGACCAGGGUUGGAUGGUGCUUUGGGGUAUUUUUUGGCUGAGGCUGCCCCUGUCCGGGUGUGGUCAGACCCUGAGACACCACGGAGUCGGGGUCCAGCAAGGACGGCGAGAGUGAGGGCAGGAGGGGAAAUUCUUCCGUUAAAGCUGAGAUGUCUGU
Messenger RNA from Molossus molossus (Pallas's mastiff bat), 1586 nucleotides. It is a transcript of the gene LAIR1, whose product is annotated as leukocyte associated immunoglobulin like receptor 1. The transcript is spliced from 5 exons. The record is from RefSeq and is a predicted model, not a curated record. Bases 255 to 1211 code for a protein of 318 amino acids. NCBI's taxonomy places the organism in Eukaryota, Metazoa, Chordata, Mammalia, Chiroptera, Molossidae.